Molecule: messenger RNA, 537 nt
Organism: Suillus subaureus
Lineage: Eukaryota; Fungi; Basidiomycota; Agaricomycetes; Boletales; Suillaceae
Exons: 1
Coding region: 1-537 (178 amino acids)
Source: RefSeq, a predicted model, not a curated record
AUGAAAUUCUCGUAUCUCAAGAAAGAAGCAAAAUGGCAAGUGGUAUGGAAUGAGGCCUCAGCAGUGUCUGAGCAGGAAAGGUUGAAAUGUGAACAGGCUGAGUGUCACAAGGCCCAGAAAAUGGAGAAGGAGGAGAUUGAGAUUGAGAAGCUCAAGAGGGAGAAGAUGGAACUUGACAGGAUUGAGAAGGAGCAGGAGAAGCUGGAUCUCAAAAGGAUCAAGAAGGAGAAGAUGGAACUCCACAGGAUUGAGAUGGAGAAGGAGAAGUUGAAGCUCAAAAGUUUCAAGAGAGAGAUGAUGGCACUUGACAGGAUCGAGAAGGAGAGGAUUGAGCUCAAGACUCUCCAACAAGAGAAGGCACUGUGGGAUCAUCCUGUGGGUGGUGUUUCCAUGGAUGAUGGCAAUGACAUGGAAGUUGAUGUGCCCCCCAUGUCUCAAUCUCUCAAUAUGGAGGUCGAACCUGGCAAAAUUCCAUCAUACUCCAAUGCCCCCUGUCUCCACAAAGGCAAAGGCAAGGCCAUUGAUCACAGAGAUUGA